Messenger RNA from Haemonchus placei, 2743 nucleotides. Lineage: Eukaryota; Metazoa; Nematoda; Chromadorea; Rhabditida; Trichostrongylidae. The record is from the annotation of a GenBank genome assembly.
GGCGUGGCACGAUGACUGUGAAGAAGCAACGUCGCAACGUGACGACGACCACGACGACAGUAAUGAUGGUAUUUGUUGUUCAUCAGCUCAAGUGCUCGCAAUGAGUAAGCAGUUACGGCAAGCUGGUAGUUUACUUGAAAGGUGUCCAUCAUGUUAUGAUAAUUUUCAAAAAUUAUGGUGUGAAUUCACGUGCUCACAUCGUCAACAUGCAUUUAUUGAGAUUCUACAAGAGCUUGACGUACCCGAAGCCAAUAUAUCAUAUGUUAAUAAAGUACGGUAUAAUGUUAGCAAAGAAUUCACGGAUGCAUUAUACAACUCAUGUAAAGAUGUAAGUUUUACUACUUGUGCCACAAAAGCGAUUCGAUUGAUGUGUGGCAGUUUAAAGAAAAAUGAGGAAUGUACCAUUGAUAAUUGGCUGAAAUUUAUGGGAACUCAAAAUCAUCGUAUCGGUAUACCUCUUGGAAUCGAUUUCAACAUUAUCGAUCCAAUAGUAAGCGUUUUCCUUCAGUCAAUCCUUUUUCUUUUUGUCGUUCAACAUGCAUGGUUCGCGUUUCUGUUUGGCUCCUUCAUUGCGGUUAUUUCUAUAUCUGGAAAUGUCUUCCUAAAGUUCACAAAUGAUCCCUUAGAAAUGUGGACUUCAGCACAUAGUUUAGCCCGUCAGGAGAAACGGGUUUUCGACCAAAGUUUCGGGUCAGUAUUUAUCGCAUUUGUUAUUUUGUCUCGAAUUCUUGGAAUCUCAGCUACGAUGCCAGAUGGCAGGCAUGUCACGCUUGAUGACGUUUGCUUUCGACCCAUGGGUCAUGACUAUGACUGCCUUAUUUAUAGCCCCACAAAUUAUUUCCAGGUGAACCACCCAGAUAACAAAGUUUCUAUGCGGUUCAUCUUCAGAAACCCUUACAACAUCGAGACAUCGACAAAAAUGAGCUGCCUGGGCACGUACGGUGGUCCAAUCAAUCCGGAGAUUGUUUUCGGAGGUGCAUCGGAGAAUUCUAUGGUUACUUUGUUGGUAUUGGCUUUGAAAGGUGAUUGUCUUGAUACAUUUUUUUCGUUUCAGGAUGAAAUUGAAAGAGAGAAUUCAUCGGACGUGUAUACAGUUCUGAUCAGUUGUAUACUAAUGAUCGGCUAUGUAGCGUUUGCUCUUGGGCAAUACAUUGUAACAGACAACAACUUACUCUCAUUACUGGUACAUUCGAAAAUCAUCGCUGGUAUUGCGGGUGUUGGGAUCAUCUUGUGCAGUGCAGCAAGUUCGAUUGGCGUGUUUUCACUCUACGGAAUCGGAACAUCGAAGGCUGCCCUCGUAGUACUUGUGUUCGUAGUUUUGGCUGUAGGAGUAAACAGAACAUUCAUCAUCGUGCAGACAUACCAGGUUUCUUACGUUGCGGACCAGUCAGUUGAAGAUCGAAUCGCUCGAGUCUGCGGUCAAGUUAUGCCUUCAAUGCUUUUAAGCACGCUCACGGAAAGCUUAUGCUUCUUCGUUGGUAAGUACUGCAUUGUUCUAUUUUUUAUCGAAUAUUACUUGUUUUUAUCUAUUGUACUUUGUAUAGGUGCCAUCUCUGAUAUGCCGGCAGUACGUGGCUUUUCCCUGUUUGCUGGUCUCGCCGUGAUAUUCGACUUUAUCUUUCAGCAUACGAUAUUUUUAGCUAUUUUUGUAUGGGAUUGCAAGCGUGAAGAGGAAGGAAAGCCGGAGCUCAUGUAUCAUCGUAAACUUGACACAGAACGGGUUGAAAGUGAAGGGUAUAUCUAUGAAGUGAUGCAAAAGUACGCCGCUCCUCAACUAAUGCGGAAAUGGAUGCGCAUGACACUGGUUGUGUUUAUUCUAUGGUUCUGCUGCUCUUUAUGUAUUUUUCCAUUUUUGAAUCCAGGCUUUGACCAGAAAGUUGCUGUACCAGAGGAUUCGUACGUGUAUCUCCAUUUCAAAAACCUCGAUCGUCUCAUGAAUGUUGGCCCUCCAGUGUAUUUUGUCGUGGAAGGAGAACUCGAUAUGCACACAAAGCAAAUUCAGGACAAAUUUUGUACGAUUGGUGGUUGCUCAGAAAAUUCAGUUGGUGCUAUUCUUAACGAAGCUGCUGCUCAUUCAGACAGAACUUUCAUCAAAGGAAAUGUUCUCAAUUGGGUGGACAACAUGAUUCAAUGGCUAAACAAAGAAAAUGAUUGCUGUAAAGUGUACAAUUACGACAAGAAUGUGUUCUGUCCGAGUAGUAGAAAAGAUUGUAAGUUUAUCGACGCAAAUUUCUGUAUCUUUGCUUAUAAUUGCUCGUCGUGUGAUCCCAAUCAGCGAAAUGGUCGCCCAACCGAAGAACCCUUCUAUAAGCAUUUGAAAGACUUCAUGGAUGACGUGCCGAAUGCAAACUGCAUUGUUGCGGGUCGAGCCGCUUUCAAGGAUGCAAUUCUUCUGAAUCCUCGAGGCCAUGUGCAAGCAUCUCAUUUCAUGACGUACCAUACUCCGCUACGCACAUCUCGCGAGUUUACGUUGGCUAUGGAAGGUGCCAGAAAAGUAGCUCGUAAGAUCGAGCAGUCUUUCGACGGCCAAGUGCACGUGUUCCCCUACAGCGUGUUUUACGUGUUCUAUGAGCAAUACUCGACGAUUAUCUAUGACGCCAGUACUCAGAUUACUUUGUCAUUAGCGGUUGUCUAUGCAGUAACAUGUGUCCUUCUUGGUCUCGAUCCUGUCAGCGCCUUUAUCACUGGUAAGAACUUUUCAUUCCACUUUCGAUUCACUUUCAACUUUUCAUUCUUGGACUGA